GGUCGUUUUAGUCGCGGCACCGUGGUUAGCAUUUAGCUUGUUGACACCUGUGCGCUUCCCUGAUGGGGUGAACGGUUUUAUUUGUGUGAUGUCGGAGUGAAAAUAACAGAUCUUUAAAGUGGCAAUCAUGUCACUUUCGAUGGAGACGCAGCUGCAGAGCAUCUUCGAAGAUGUUGUGAAAACUGAGAUGAUAGAAGAGGCGUUUGCAGGGAUGUUCAUGGAUACUCCAGAGGAUGAGAGGACUAAACUGAUAAGCUGUCUCGGAGCCUUCAGGCAGUACUGGGGAACUCUGCCUCAGGAGUCUCAUGAGCAGUGUGUGCAGUGGAUAGUGCGCUUUAUCCACAGUCAGCACAGUCCCAAGAGGAUCUCAUUCCUGUACGACUGUCUGGCGAUGGCUGUGGAGACCAGUUUGUUAACGCCCAGGAUGGUGUGUGUUGCCCUGAUUAGCUCUGACAGCUUGGAAUGGGAAAGGACUCGCCUGUGGGCCUUAACUUUCAAACUUAUUCGGAAGAUCAUUGGAGGGGUGGACUACAAGGGUGUUCGCGAUCUGCUGAAAGCUGUUCUGGAUAAAAUCCAAACCAUCCCCACCACUGUCAGCUCAGCUAUUGUGCAGCAGCUUCUGGCAGCUAGAGAGGUAGUCGAAUAUAUCCUGGACAGAAACGCCUGCCUGCUGCCAGCCUACUUUGCUGUCACAGAAAUCAGAAAACUCUACCCAGAGGGACAACUCUCACAUUGGCUUUUAGGCAGUUUGAUAUCAGACUUUGUGGACAGUUUCCGACCCACAGCCAGAAUCAACUCUAUAUGCGGACGGUGUAGUCUGUUGCCGGUGGUGAAUAACAGCGGGGCCAUCUGCAACUCCUGGAAAUUAGACCCCACAACGCUUCGCUUCCCUCUGAGGGGGAUGCUGCCUUAUGACAAAGACCUGUUUGAGCCUCAGACUGGCUUGCUCCGCUAUGUGCUCGAGCAGCCGUACUCCAGAGAGAUGGUGUGCAACAUGUUAGGACUCAACAAACAGACUCUGAACAUUGCCCAGCAAAAGCAGCGAUGCCCGGUGUUGGAGGAGCAGCUAGUGGACCUGGUGGUGUACGCCAUGGAGCGCUCAGAGACCGAGGAGCAUUUCGACGCCGACAUCGGAGGAACGAGCCAGUUGCUGUGGCAACAUCUCUCCUCCCAGCUCAUCUUCUUUGUGUUGUUUCAGUUCGCAAGCUUCCCUCACAUGGUGCUCUCUUUGCAUCAGAAGCUUGCAGGCAGAGGUCUUAUUAAAGGGAGAGAUCACCUGAUGUGGGUCCUGCUGCAGUUCAUAUCAGGCAGCAUUCAGAAGAAUGCCUUAGCUGACUUCUUGCCGGUCAUGAAACUGUUUGACCUGCUUUACCCAGAAAAAGAGUGUAUACCAGUUCCUGACAUUAGCAAGCCUCAGUCGACCCAUUCCUUUGCCAUGACCUGCAUCUGGAUCCACCUGAACCGCAAAGCUCAGAACGACAACUCCAAGCUACAGAUACCCAUACCACACUCUCUCAAACUGCACCAUGAGUUUCUCCAGCAGUCGCUACGCAACAAAAACCUGGUCAUGUCUGAUUAUAAGAUCGCCUUGCUGUGUAACGCCUAUAGCACCAACUCUGACUGCUUCUCUCUGCCAAUGGGCGUCCUGGUGGAGACCAUUUAUGGAAACGGAUCCAUGAGGAUCAACCUGCCCGGCACCAGCUGCAUGGCGUCGGGAUCGGUCACUCCGCUGCCCAUGAACCUGUUGGAUUCUCUCACAGUGCAUGCAAAAAUGAGCCUGAUCCACAGCAUCGCCACACGUGUGAUCAAACUGGCCCAUGCCAAGUCCAGCGUCGCCCUGGCUCCUGCACUAGUGGAAACAUACAGCAGGCUUUUGGUCUAUAUGGAGAUCGAGUCAUUGGGCAUCAAGGGAUUUAUUAGUCAGUUGCUGCCCAACGUGUUUAAAUCUCAUGCGUGGGGAAUCCUUCACACCUUACUGGAGAUGUUCAGCUACAGGAUGCAUCACAUCCAGCCGCACUACAGGGUUCAGCUACUAAGUCAUCUACACAGUCUAGCUGCAGUGCCCCAGACCAACCAGAAUCAGCUGCAUCUAUGUGUUGAGAGCACUGCUCUGCGGCUGAUCACAGCUCUGGGGAGUUCAGAGGUCCAACCUCAGUUCACUCGCUUCCUCAAUGACCCGAAGACGGUCCUGUCAGCUGAGUCAGAGGAGCUGAACCGAGCUUUGAUCCUCACGCUGGCCAGAGCCACACAUGUGACCGAUUUUUUCACCGGAUCCGACUCCAUUCAUGGCACCUGGUGUAAAGACAUCCUCCAGACCAUCAUGAGCUUUACGCCUCACAACUGGGCAUCACACACUCUGUCCUGCUUCCCAGCUCCUCUGCAGGCGUUCUUCAAGCAGAACAAUGUUCCUCAGGAGUCUCGAUUCAACCUGAAAAAGAAUGUGGAGGAGGAAUACAGGAAGUGGAAGUCAAUGGCCAAUGAGAACGACAUCAUCACCCACUUCUCCAUGCAGGGCUCUCCUCCCCUGUUCCUGUGUCUCCUGUGGAAGAUGCUUCUGGAGACGGACCGCAUAAACCAGAUAGGAUUCAGGGUUUUGGAGCGAAUCGGAGCUCGUGCAUUGGUGGCUCACGUGCGCACAUUCGCAGACUUUCUUGUCUAUGAGUUCUCGACUUCUGCUGGUGGACAGCAGCUCAACAAGUGCAUUGAAAUCCUGAAUGACAUGGUCUGGAAAUACAACAUAGUCACCCUGGAUAGACUCAUCCUGUGUCUGGCAAUGCGAAGCCACGAGGGGAAUGAGGCUCAGGUUUGCUACUUCAUAAUCCAGCUCCUUCUGUUGAAGCCGAACGACUUUAGGAACCGAGUCAAUGAUUUUGUGAAGGAGAAUGCUCCUGAGCACUGGCUGCAGAGCGACUGGCAUAACAAACACAUGAGCUACCACAAGAAAUACCCUGAGAAGUUGUACUUUGAGGGUCUUGCAGAACAAGUGAGCCCUCCCUUGCAGCUGCAGUCUCAGUACCUGCCAAUCUACUUUGGUAACGUUUGUCUGCGCUUCCUGCCCGUCUUCGACAUCGUCAUCCACCGCUUCCUCGAGCUCCUCCCCGUCUCCAAGUCUCUGGAAACGCUGCUGGAUCACCUCGGGGGACUGUACAAGUUCCACGACCGCCCCGUGACGUACCUGUACAACACCCUUCACUACUACGAACGACAUCUGAGAGACAGAACCAACCUGAAGAGGAAGCUGGUUCAUGCCAUCAUGUCUUCACUGAAGGACAACCGAACCCCAGGAUGGUGUCUGAGUGAGACCUAUUUGAAGUUUGGCAUGAAUCCCAGGGAGGACAACGUCUGGAUCCCUGAUGACACCUACUACUGCAAGCUGAUUGGGCGCCUUGUGGACACCAUGGCCGGAAAGUCGCCCGGACCCUUCCCAAACUGCGACUGGAGGUUCAAUGAGUUCCCCAACCCUGCAGCUCACGCCCUGCAUGUCACCUGCGUGGAGCUGAUGGCUCUGGCCGUGCCAGGGAAGGACGUUGGCAAUGCUUUGCUCAAUGUUGUGUUGAAGAGUCAACCUCUGGUUCCCAGGGAGAACAUCACAGCUUGGAUGAACGCCAUUGGACUGGUGAUCACUGCUCUCCCUGAACCCUACUGGAUCGUUCUCCACGACCGCAUCGUCUCUGUGCUCAGCUCUCCGGCGCUGACAUCCGAGACCGAGUCGGCGGGGUAUCCCUUCGCCUUGUUGGACUUCACCGCCUGCCACCAAAGCUACAGCGAAAUGAACUGCAGCUACGUGCUGGCGUUAACACACGCCGUUUGGCACCACUCAUCCAUCGGACAGCUCUCUCUGAUUCCCAAAUUCCUUUCAGAGACUCUGAAGCCCAUCGUCCAGACAGAGUUCCAGCUACUUUAUGUGUAUCACCUGGUCGGUCCGUUCCUGCAGCGCUUUCAGCAAGAAAGGACACGGUGCAUGCUAGAGAUUGGGGUGGCCUUCUAUGAGAUGCUGCAGGCCGUCGACCAGCACUGCCAGCAUCUCAGCUACAUGGACCCGAUCUGUGAUUUUCUCUACCACAUCAAGUACAUGUACACUGGAGACAGCGUGAAGGAGCAGGUGGAGAAAAUCAUCAUGACUCUUCGUCCGGCGAUGAAGCUGCGUCUGCGCUUCAUCACUCACAGCAGCAUGAUCGAGACCUCUUCAUCAGCCGCCGCUGCCGCCUCCACAUCAUCUGCCUCCACCUCUUCCUCCUCCUCCGCCGGCACCCCACAGCUGCCUCCCUCCUCACUCUCCUCCUCCAAUCCCGCAGCCUCUCCCUCUUCCUCCUCACAGCACGCACACACGCCCAUAUAAAACUCAAGGGAAGGUCACGCUGGUGGACUGAAACAGGAAAUCACAGCUGAAUGUUUAGGUUUUGAGUUUUUGAAACAUAAAGUUGUUGUUUCCUUAUUGUUUUUGUCAUUAAAAGGAAAAUAACACUCUGAACAAGCAGAUUGUGUUAUUUGCAUGAAGCUGUAAUUAGAUAGUGUAGUGAAGGCAAAGUGUAAAGAUUUACUGUUGUAGGAGGAUCAUGUGACUUUAUUUCUUAUUUUUCUUAUUACUGUGCUAUCUUUAUUUUUAUAGUAACUCUUUUUAUAUUGUAUAUUUUACUUCAUUGGGAAAAAGGUAUAAAAAUGCUUUAUAUAACAAA
Molecule: messenger RNA, 4676 nt
Organism: Girardinichthys multiradiatus
Lineage: Eukaryota; Metazoa; Chordata; Actinopteri; Cyprinodontiformes; Goodeidae
Gene: med23
Product: mediator complex subunit 23
Exons: 31
Coding region: 128-4339 (1403 amino acids)
Biological process (GO): regulation of transcription by RNA polymerase II; positive regulation of gene expression
Cellular component (GO): transcription regulator complex; mediator complex
Source: RefSeq, a predicted model, not a curated record